Messenger RNA from Didymodactylos carnosus, 714 nucleotides. The record is from the annotation of a GenBank genome assembly. Lineage: Eukaryota; Metazoa; Rotifera; Eurotatoria; Philodinida; Philodinidae.
AUGAUCUAUCUGGACUUUUAUGGUGAUGAUACUCAAGGCAGUGUGAUUCUUCAACCUACCAUUUGGUAUCACAUGGUGUAUAUAUAUGAUUAUCCAACACGAACUCAAUUUGUCUAUAUUAAUGGGAAGCUUGACAAAUCAAAUUCUAAUAAAGGUUCAUACAAAGGCGAUAGUGAAGUACUCACAGUAUCAUAUACAUCCGCUAAUAAUCUUCUCGAUAACGGUCCACUGGGUAUAAACGGAGCAGGUACAAAUUUUCAAUUUACAGCCUUUGGUCGAAUUGAUCAAGGCUUAGAUUUAUUGGUGGAUCCAUCGUACGUUCAAGUUACAGGUCUUGUCUAUUUGGAUACAAAAGAUUAUCCAUACUCUGUGGCUGUCUGGAUCCGACCAACGAUGAUCACAAAUGGAACGAUUAUUCAUGUUUCCUCAGAUACAAAUGAUACUUCGUGGUCUAUGUCGAUGUUGGGCUUCACAAGUGCGGGUAAUGUAGGAGUACAGGAUUGUACAACGAGCAAUGCGGUCUCGAUAACUGAACCUGUCGUUGCUACUGGUAUGUGGACUCAUUUGACAGUCGCCUAUGCACAAUCCAAUCAACUUCGAUUGUGGAUAAAUGAAACUGUAUAUGGCACAUCGUCCACCAUCUUUACUUCCUCUACCGCUGACGCCCCAGUAACCGUAACUCUGGCAGAUCGUUGGUAUGAUAAGAAUUUUUAG